Messenger RNA from Dermatophagoides farinae (American house dust mite), 1276 nucleotides. The record is from RefSeq and is a predicted model, not a curated record. Lineage: Eukaryota; Metazoa; Arthropoda; Arachnida; Sarcoptiformes; Pyroglyphidae.
UGAUCAUGAUGAAGAGGAAAAAUUUUCUUCAGAAGUGAAACAAAAAUCCAAAUGGAUAAGCAAAAGAACAAUGCAAGAAUCACCAAAUGAAUCAGAUAAUCGUACGGUUUGUUGUUUCUGUAACUGUUGCAAUUGUUGUUCACAACAUUACCAUCAUUCAAAUGCCAUUUCAUCAACGAAAACGGAUAAAAUGUUUGAUGAUAAUUCAACGACAUCCGGUUCAAUGAGUGGCCAAACUUUGGCAAAAAUUUUCCUGCCAGACACCACACAAUUGAAUAACAUGCCAGCAUUGUAUAUCGGCGAAGGAAUUCUCAUUGCCAUUCAGCCUUCAAUUGCUCUACUAUGGCUUAUGCUAUUUGUCAUAUUAAUGCAUAAAAUGGCCAAUGGAUUAGCAAUGGCAAAUGAAUUACAUUAUCGUACAACUGGCCGUCAGCGAAAUCUACCAAGUUCAACGAUUUUUAUGUUUACCUCAUUACCUUCACUUGGUUGUUUAUCUGUGAUAGUUGCCAACAUUUUGAUUUAUUGGAAAAUCAAUUUAGAUUUUGCUACUGCAUCAUUCAGCAAAAUGAAUCAACAACAGCAUCAUCAAUCGAAUCACACAACAAUAGCAUUGCCACUUGAAUUAGUCAUUCUCAAAGUGAUACUUGUUUCACUAUCAGCUGCAACAUUAUUACAUUUGAUCAUGUUGACCAUACAGCAACGACAUCAUACUUAUUUGUUAUCAACAUCGUCAAUGAAUAAUACUAAGAAUAAUAGCAACUCAAUGGUUCAUUCAUCAUCUAUGAAAAUUGAUAAUCAAAAAUCAAAAAAACAAUCGGUCAAUGACGGAAAAGAAUAUCGUAAACGAAAAUUUAACCGUAAACAGCCAACAAUCAAAUCGACUCCUUCAUAUUCAUCAAAUUCACAUAAUAGCCGAAUAUUUCAAAAUUCAACACCAUUCAUAGGGCCAACCUCGAUUAUAACAACAUUAUCCAGACAGCAGCAAACACUUUUAUCAAUGACAAUAUCAUCGACAGCAUCCACAUCUGAAUCGAAAAGUGGUAUUAUUACUAAUAAUAAUAAUAACAAUAACAAUGAUAAUAUGCCCAUAUCGAUAGAUGACCAAAAUGUAACCAAUACAUCGAUGAAGACGAUGGUGGUUGAUCAUGAGAAUGGAAUAAACAAUGAUAACAUGCCGCUAAUAACUGUACACAGGAAUAAUGUUUUACAUUAUUUCAUCAUGUAUUCCGGUUUUAUCGUCAUAUUGAUGGCAAUCGCAUUUUUAAAUUUCAAAAAU